Brachypodium distachyon (stiff brome) is the source of this 2490-nucleotide messenger RNA. RefSeq lists its product as uncharacterized. Gene Ontology annotation, molecular function: serine-type peptidase activity. NCBI's taxonomy places the organism in Eukaryota, Viridiplantae, Streptophyta, Magnoliopsida, Poales, Poaceae. Bases 39 to 2189 code for a protein of 716 amino acids. The record is from RefSeq and is a predicted model, not a curated record. The transcript has 18 exons. Gene Ontology annotation, biological process: proteolysis.
UUAAACCUGUAUAAAAUCAGAGUCCACGCCCUCCAGGAAUGGCGACACUUCUCGCCUCCAUCUUCCUCUUACCCGCAACCUGCUCCGCCUCCGCCCCGGGGCUCCUCCUCCGUGGUGCCAUCCCACGCUUCCGCCGUGCCCUCGCCUCGCCGCCCCGCAUGUCCUCCUCUUCCGCCUCCCCCGCACCGGCUGCUGCCGCGGCCGGAGAGAAGCCCGCCGCGGCGCCGUACGGGUCCUGGAGGUCGCCCAUCACCGCGGAUGUUGUCUCUGGCGCCGGGAAGCGCCUCGGCGGCAUUGCCCUCGCUGGGGACGGCCGCCUGCUCUGGAUUGAGGGCCGCCCUGAGGAGAAAGGGCGUAUGGUUAUUGUAAAGGAGGAUGACAAUCCUGUGGAUGUCAUACCUCAGGAAUUUGCAGCACGCACUGUGGCUCAAGAAUACGGUGGUGGUGCAUUUGCAGUUCAAGAUAAUGUUGUUGUUUUCUCAAACUACAAGGAUCAGCGUCUGUACAAGCAAGUGACCGGAACUGGUAGUCUGCCUGUGCCACUUACACCUGAUUAUGGUGCACCCGAUGUCAGUUAUGCUGAUGGUGUAUUUGAUCCACACUUCAACCGUUAUGUUACCGUGAUGGAAGACCGUCGAAAGAGUAGCUUGAAUCCCACUACAACAAUUGCGUCUAUAAACUUAAGCGGUGGGGAUGUCCAUGAACCAAAGGUGCUGAUUAGUGGGAAUGACUUCUAUGCUUUUCCUCGAAUCGAUCAAAACAAAAUGCGGAUGGCAUGGAUUGAGUGGGGUCAUCCAAACAUGCCAUGGGAUAAAUCAGAGCUUUGGGUUGGCUACUUCUCCGAAAACGGAGACUUGACCAAACGAGUCUGUGUUGCUGGUGGCAACCCAAUGCUGGUGGAAUCACCUACUGAGCCUAAAUGGUCCCCAAAAGGGCAACUUUUUUUCAUAAGUGACAGAGGGAGUGGAUUCUGGAACAUUUAUAAAUGGGUUGAACACACCAAUGAGGUUGUUCCGGUGUACACACUGGAUGCUGAGUUCACAAGACCAUUGUGGGUUUUUGGCAUCAGCUGUUACGAUUUUCUUGGAAAGAGCAAUCACAUCAUAUUGACAUACAGGCAGCUUGGAAGGUCAUAUCUUGGUGUACUGGAAUGUGAGUCAGGUUCUGUUUCAUUGCUUGACAUUCCCUUCUCUGACUUGUCUGAUGUGGUCACUGGAAAUGAUUACUUUUAUAUUGAAGGUGCCUCUGCAAGUAUCCCGAUGUCAAUUGCAAAGGUGACCUUGGACGAGAGCAAAGCAAAAGUAGUUAGUUUCUCAAUAGUCUGGUCGUCAUCGCCAGAUGUUGUGCAGUAUAAACCUUUCUUCAGCACUCCAGAAUUUAUCGAGUUCCCUACAUCCACCCCUGGACAGAAUGCUUAUGCCUAUUUCUACCCACCUUUGAAUCCCAUGUUUCAAGGUUUACCAGAUGAAAGGCCUCCAUUGCUUGUCAAAACACAUGGAGGGCCUACAGCUGAAGCACAAGGAAUUCUUGACCUUAGUGUCCAGUAUUGGACAAGUCGAGGGUGGGCAUUUCUUGAUGUUAACUAUGGAGGAAGCACCGGUUAUGGGAGAGAGUACCGAGAGAGACUAUUGGAGAAAUGGGGUAUUGUUGAUGUUGAUGAUUGUUGCAGCUGUGCAAGAUUCCUGGUGGAGAAUGGGAAAGUAGAUGACCAACGCCUUUGUAUAACUGGUAGAUCAGCAGGUGGAUAUACUACAUUAGCUUCACUUGCAUUCAGAGAUACAUUCAAGGCUGGAGCAUCUUUGUAUGGUGUUGGUGACUUGUCUUUGCUGAGAGCAGAGACACAUAAAUUUGAGUCCCACUAUAUGGACAGUCUUGUUGGAAAUGAAAGAGCUUACUAUGAGAGAUCACCAAUCAACUUUGUCAAUAAGUUUACAUGUCCAGUUAUUCUAUUUCAAGGGUUGGAUGAUAAGGUCGUACCACCAGAUCAGGCACGCGCAAUAUACAAGGCCUUGAAGGAAAAAGGUCUACCUGUGGCUUUGGUUGAAUACGAAGGGGAGCAGCAUGGGUUCCGCAAGGCUGAAAACAUCAAGUUCACCUUGGAGCAGCAGAUGUUGUUUUUUGCUCGAUUAGUCGGGAAAUUCGAGGUGGCAGACGAUAUAACUCCAAUCAAGAUUGAGAACUUCGAUUGAUCAAGUCUAAAAAAGAAAAGAACUUUUUCGAUUGAUCUACUGAAGAACGAAGUGUAUCAGCAGUUUGCACUUGUUUUUCAGGUGGUGUAACUGGUGUCUGGAUUAAAGUUUUGUCCUGUACAACCGUUUACGUUUCUAUUACAAUACGUCAGUUUACAUGCUCUUUUGGUUGAUCGAAAGCUUACAGUGCACUCUGUAUCAAUUUGGACCUGAAUCCAUCUUCUCUUGAAUUGCUUGUAACCUGCAAGCAAAACUUGUUUCCACAUCGACAUUUUACUGGUACAUCGUCUCCGUUUGAUCA